Messenger RNA from Rhipicephalus microplus (southern cattle tick), 2015 nucleotides. RefSeq lists its product as uncharacterized. NCBI's taxonomy places the organism in Eukaryota, Metazoa, Arthropoda, Arachnida, Ixodida, Ixodidae. The record is from RefSeq and is a predicted model, not a curated record. Gene Ontology annotation, molecular function: calcium ion binding; scavenger receptor activity.
UCGCUGCCAAAACUUGGAUGGUUCCUUUCGGUGUACAUGUCCGGUAGGCUUACAACUCGCCGAAGACGGCAGGACAUGCAAACUGACUCAAUGUCCGGUGGGGCUGUUCGGUCAGAAGUGUGAGCACUCGUGUCGUGCAUGCAAACAUGGCACGUGUGAUUCCGGCGCCAAAAUAUGUCGCUGUCAGCCAGGAUACGUCGGAAAUUUUUGCGACGCCAAGUGUCCCCAGGGUAUGUUCGGCAUUGACUGCAAGGAGAAAUGCCUCUGCAACGCAUCUGCACUGUGCAAUCACAAGACAGGCCGCUGCAGCUGUGCGCCCAACGGAAACGGCAAGCAUCCGCUGUCACGACGUGUGUCCUUACGGACGUUUCGGUGACAGGUGCGAGCGCCUGUGUCCCGACGACUGCCCGAGCGGCCGUUGUCACCGACGUUUCGGCUACUGCGAGUGUCCUCCCGCCAGCCACGGCCGAUUCUGCAACCUCCCAUGCACACCCUUCACCUUCGGACCCAGCUGUGCCAGGGCAUGCAAGUGCGACCAGGCCAACUCUCUGCGGUGCGACCCUGUGAGCGGGGAGUGUGUGUGCCAAGAUGGGUUCACAGGAAGCAAGUGCAACCACCCUUGCCCGAAGGGGACGUGGGGCGCCAAGUGUGCCCACAGGUGCAAUUGCUCCAGCUGCGAUUCCGUCACCGGAGAGUGCAAGCUGCCUGCUGCGGACUGCGAACGGUCCGGAGAAUGCAGCCGAGCAUCCUUUCAAGAGCUGUUUGCGGGAGGAAAUACCCCGACGGAGACCACGUUGGAAGCUUUGAUCGCUGUCCCAAUCGCUUUCAAGCCCCACUGCCGUUGCCAGCACGGAGCCAUCUGUUCUCAGGUCGACGGCACGUGUCACUGCAGCCCGGGUUUCCAGGGUCGCCACUGUGAAUUAGUCUGCCCGGAAGGCUUCUUCGGGGAGGGCUGUGCCCACAGGUGCAACUGCAGGCCCUGGGAACCCUGCGACCACGUGACGGGAGCCUGCCGUUGCCAGCCGGGCAAAGAAGGGCCAAGUUGCGAGCACAGGUGUAACGACGGCUGGUACGGCCCCGGAAUGUUCGCAGCGGUGCAGUUGUCCCGCCGGGACCCGCUGUCACCACGAGAGCGGAGGAAUGCCUGUGUCGUCCCGGCUUCAAAGGAAAACAGUGCAACGAAGCUUGUCCCAUUGGCUCAUAUGGAACAGACUGCAAACGGAAGUGCAUCUGCAAACACGGACAUUGCGACCUUGCAUCCGGAAAAUGCGACUGUUUCCCUGGGUAUACCGGAAGCAUCUGUGACGAAGAUUGCCCUGACGGUAGUUUUGGAAAGUACUGCAACAGCUCCUGCAACUGCCAGAACGGCGGCGUUUGCAACUCCACCGACGGCAGUUGUCAAUGUCCUCCGGGCGUCACCGGAAGGCGUUGCGAAAAAGGCAUUUGGGUUGUUGGCGCCACUUUCAGAGUGCCCACCCGGCACGUAUGGUCCCGGAUGCUCCUUGAACUGCUCCUGUUCUCACGGUCACUGCGACUCGAAGACGGGAGCGUGUCUCUGCUCGCCUGGCUUUCGAGGAUCGAGGUGCGACAAGGAGUGCUCCAAUGGCGACUACGGUCCAGGCUGUUCUCUCAAAUGCGAGUGCCAAAACAACGCGUCUUGCGACUCCGUGACCGGAAGGUGCAAGUGCAAGCCGGGAUUCACGGGACCAACUUGCUCGAGAGAAUGCCCGAAGGGCACUUUCGGGGAUUACUGCGUGAUGAACUGUCACUGCCAAAACGGAGAACGCUGCGACCCAAAUACAGGGCUGUGCAGCUGCGCUGACGGCUUUCUGGGUGAAUCUUGUGAACAAGCGUGCGAUCAGGGCUGGUACGGCAAGCACUGUGCGCGUCGGUGCUCUUGCAGUGGCCACGGCUGCGACGGCGUGACGGGGAAAUGCCGGUGUCCCCCUGGGCGAGUUGGUCGUCACUGCGAGAAAGAUACUCUGCACCAAGGACCAACAUUAACGCAAGGUUGA